Messenger RNA from Pongo pygmaeus (Bornean orangutan), 2331 nucleotides. Its product is annotated as protein FAM47A-like. The record is from RefSeq and is a predicted model, not a curated record. Lineage: Eukaryota; Metazoa; Chordata; Mammalia; Primates; Hominidae. The transcript has 2 exons. Bases 1 to 2331 code for a protein of 776 amino acids.
AUGGGGGAUCAGAGGCCGCAGGACUGGCUGAGGUCCCCGGGCAUGGACUCCAAGCCCUGGUACUGUAACAAACCGCCUUCCAAGUGCUUCGCGAAGCUCAAGCACAGGCGCCUGAGGUUAUCACCCAUGGACACCCAGAACUGGGUAUUUGUGAAGGAGGGCAUGGACGACUUCCGCUACGGCUGUCCGUCUCCCGAGGAUACGCUCGUUUGUCGCCGUGACGAGUUCUUACUCCCCAAAAUAUCUCUCAGAGGUCCCCAAGCUGACCCCAAAAGCGUGCAGAAAAAGCUGCUCAAGAAAGCGGCCCUAUUUUCCAAACUCUCUCCAGCCCAGCUAGCACGGAAGGCGUUCGUAGAGCAAGUGGAAGCCCAGCUAAUGGCCAAGCAUCCCUUGGCUAUGUACCCCAAUCUGGGAGAAGAUGUGCCUCCAGAUCUCCUACUACAGGUGCUGAAACAGCUGGAUCCUGAGAGGAAGCUGGAGGACGCUUGGGCUCGUUGUGAGGCCCGGGAGAAGACAACCCAGGUACCCACUGAGCCUAGUAAAUAUCCCUGUGGGGAAUUCUGCCUGAAGCCUCCCGAGACUCUGGUGUCCCAUCACCGCCGGGAGCUUCCCAAGACUACGGUGUCCAGUCUCUGCCCAGAGCCUCCCGAGACUGGAAUGUCCCAUCUAAGCCCGGAGCCUCCCAAGACUCCGGUGUCCAGUCUCCGCCCCAAGCCUCCGGAGACUGGAGAGUCCCAUCUCCGCCUAGAGCAUUCCAAGACUCAUCGGGGGUCCAGUCUCCGCUUGGAACCUUCCGAGACUGGAGUGUCCCAUCUUAGUCCGGAGCCUCCCGAGACUCGUCGGGCGUCCAGUCUCUACUCGGAGCUUUCCGAGACUGGAGAGUCCCAUCUCCACCCGGAGUCUCCCAAGACUCGUCGGGGGUCCAGUCUCUACUCGGAGCCUUCCGAGAUGGGAGUAUCCCAACUCCGCCUUGCGCCUCCCAAGACUCGUCGGGGGUCCAGUCUCUACUCGGAGCCUUCCGAGACUGGAGUGUCCCAUCUCCGCCUGGCGCCUCCCAAGACUCGCCGGGGGUCCAGUCUCCACUCGGAGCCUUCCGAGACUGGAGUGUCCCAUCUCCGCCUGGCGCCUCCCAAGACUCGUCGGGGGUCCAGUGUCCACUCGGAGCCUUCCGAGACUGGAGUGUCCCAUCUCCGCCUGGCGCCUCCCAAGACUCGUCGGGGGUCCAGUCUCCACUCGGAGCCUUCCGAGACUGGAACUGGGGUGUCCCAUCUCAGCCCAGAGCCUCCCAAGACUGAAGUGUCUCAUCUCCACCCAGUGCCUCUCAAGACCGGAGUGUGCCGUCUCCGCCUGGAACCUCCCGACACUAGUCGGGUGUCCAAUCUCCUACUAUACAUGCUGAAAAUGCUGGAUUCUGGGAGGACGCUGAAGGACGUAUGGGAUCGUUGUGAAGCCCGGGUGAAGAAAACCGAGGAACCCACCGAGCCUGAUAAAUCCCCUUGUGGGGAACCCUGCCUGCAGCCUCCUGAGACUCAGGUGUCCCAUCCCCACCCGGAACACCCCAAGACUCGCUGGGUGUCCAGUCUCCUCUCGGAGCCUCCCAAGCCUCGUCGGGUGUCCAGUCUCCGCCCGGAGCUUCCCAAAGCUCCAGAGUUCCACCAGUUCUCGGAGCCUCCCAAGAUUCGAGCAUCCUACAUAAAAGAACUGCUUCAGAAAGAUACACCAAGCACAAAAGAGUGCGUUUCUGACUCUCUUCAAUAUAGAUACACAUCGGAAAAACUCCGUGAAUUCUUCAAGUGGGCUGGAGACCUGGGAGCUGAUGAAGAAUCCAUCAGGAAUCUGUUUGACUUUACCCCCAACUACAGAGCAACCCAUGAGGACCAAAAGUUUAAGAAGGUAAAGGAGUGUUCCUCAGAGCUGAAGUACAGCGUGGAGCUAGAUGAAAAGGAUGAGGACAAAUUCUUCUCAAAGGAAAAACACUGGGGCAGGAAAUUCCACAGGCCAUCGAAUUCUUAUACCACACAGCGUGUGAAGAUGAAGUAUGGAGCAUGGUACCUCAAGCCUAAGUUGUGGAAAAAGCUAAGAAGUGAUGAACCUUUGAUUGACCCCAAGCUCUCACUUAAAAAGCCUGAUGAACCUGACGUUCUUGACGAUCUUUAUGGACCAAUUGCCUUUAAGGAUUUCAUUCUAAGCAAGGGCUAUGAAAUGCCUGGAAUCCUUGAAAGGCUCUUUGCCAGGAAGGGAUGGACUUAUGACUCUGUUAAGACUCCUAUUCAACAUGCAAUGAUAGUUUACAAGUACAAAGAAAUCGCAGAGGCAUCGGAAGAAGAUUAG